Messenger RNA from Staurois parvus, 404 nucleotides. Lineage: Eukaryota; Metazoa; Chordata; Amphibia; Anura; Ranidae. The record is from the annotation of a GenBank genome assembly.
CAACUGCCAGUUUUCGGCAGUACUUUCCUCACACUCUGACAGCGUGAGGAAAAUACAGCCGAGAACCGGCAAUUGCAUUUCCCGGUGAUCAGCGUGUCAUUGGACACGGCUGAUCACGUGGUAAAAGGCCGCUGUGAUUGGCAGCGAGGAUUGGCACCGAUCAUCAGGGCACUGAUGAUCAGUGCCCUGAUGAUCGGUGCUCAGCAGUGCCACCCGCAAGUUCCGCCCAGCAGUGCGCCCACUAACUCCGCCCACCUGUGCCCAGCAGAUCACCCACCUGUGCCCAGCAGUGCACCCACCUGUGCCCAGCAGUGCACCCACCUGUGCCACUCUGCAGUGUCACACACCUGUGCCCAGAAGUGACACCUACCUGUGCCCAGCAGUGCCACCUAACUGUGCCCACC